ACCUCUCGCCCUCACUGCACAGCCCUUCUUCAGCUUUACCAGCACCUCUCACGACAAGCAUCAUCAUGUUCGACUUCUUCGGCAACGACUCGGACCAGGCCCAGGCCGCCCAGGCCGUCCAGAACCAGCACAAGUCGUCGCUCACGCACGAGUUGAUCGCGGGCGCCGCGGCGUUCGAGGCCCAGCGCGCGUACGCUCGUCACUGCGAGCAGAACGGCAAGCCCGAGAGCCACCAGAAGGCCCGCGAGCUGUUUGCCGCCUUUGCCGCCGCCGAGGCCGACAAGCUCAUCGAGACCAAGGGCCUCGACUUCAUGGACCGCGAGGAAGUCAAGCGCCAGGCGCGCCAGCACGCCGACGCCCUGCAGCCCGACUCGUACUGAUCGCGCCAUCGUGUCAAGUCCCGAGUCGAGCGGCGCAGGACGCCGCUCGGGCCCUGGGGACGAGUAGGCGAGACGAGCGAGGAGCGAGCGAGCGAGCGAGGAGAAAUGCAGUGCUUUGGUUCGUGUGCGC
Messenger RNA from Rhodotorula graminis WP1, 510 nucleotides. RefSeq lists its product as uncharacterized. The record is from RefSeq and is a predicted model, not a curated record. NCBI's taxonomy places the organism in Eukaryota, Fungi, Basidiomycota, Microbotryomycetes, Sporidiobolales, Sporidiobolaceae. Bases 66 to 380 code for a protein of 104 amino acids. The transcript has 6 exons.